AUGAUAGAAGAAUUAAAUCGACGACUAGAUGCAAUAAGUGGAUAUAUAGAUGGAGUUCACCAAAGGGCCGAAGAUAAUACCCCGGAAUCAGUUCCUCCAUAUCCAAAUAGAUAUCUUCGCAGAAAACUUGUUGAAGAACAAAUCGAGCAGUCAUUGUUUUCACCAAAUUUAAAACAAUUACAUGAAUCAGUGCCUCAAAAGUAUGUUGGUCCAGAAUUUAUACGUCAACUGUUAGAAGCAGAAAAUCUAGAAGAUGAUCCAGUAGUAGACGGUCCGCAAAAGACAAAAAUGUACUUGGACAAAACCGAAAUGUCUUCUAUUCAAACUCUUAGAUAUACAGAAAAAGCCCAACAUGUUUAA
Molecule: messenger RNA, 360 nt
Organism: Trichomonas vaginalis G3
Lineage: Eukaryota; Parabasalia; Trichomonadida; Trichomonadidae
Exons: 1
Coding region: 1-360 (119 amino acids)
Source: RefSeq, a predicted model, not a curated record